AAAGACACAGGAGAUUUCACAAGCAAAUGGCUGCUGUAAAUGCAACCAGCUGGGAAGUAUGGGAUCUGUCAGGACAAAAGCUGAAGUCCGUUCCUCAGCACCUUCUGACACCAGUUAGUGUGUGUACAAGUAUGGAUUUGCAGAGGAACAAACUGAAACGUGUCAACAGCAUCUCGAGAUUCACCAACCUCAUAGAGCUUAACCUGUCCAGGAACAAGAUAUUGGAGUUUUCUCUGGAAAUCUGCAGCUUGCAAAAAUUACAGACUCUCUACAUGAACCAGAACAAUAUCAGGUCAAUUCCAGAGGGAAUCUUCCCACAUCUUAGAAGUUUAAAGUUCCUAAAACUCAGCAACAAUCGCCUGGCCAAGCUUCCUUCAGAUAUAAACCAGUGUACCAGUCUCACUUACCUGGAGCUUUCCAAAAACCACCUGCAAAGUAUUGAACCCCUAGUUGGUCUUACAAAACUGAGGGAGCUUUUGGUUGAGAAGAACCACCUGACAGAGCUACCAUCCCAGCUCUUCCAGAAAGGUAGCUGUGAACUGACCAUCUUCAAGGCCAUGGGUAACCCACUGAGGUGUCCGCCAGAGGAAGUCUGUGCUGGAGGGGUCAUGGACAUUCAGAGCUACUUCCUUCAAAUGGAGGAGAACCCCAAUGCUCACACUGCCCGGACAGUGAAAACAAUGUUCCUGGGCUCUUCCAUGGCAGGGAAGUCUACACUCUGCCGCAGCCUGAGGGAAGGGAAGCCUGUGACAGUCGCAGUGAAGGACCGGACUGAAGGAAUUGACAUCACUCAGCUGUAUAUCCAAGAUGUCCGCUUCCUUCUCUGGGACUUUGCGGGGCAGGAGGAGUACUAUCUGACACAUCAUGUCUUCAUCACACCAAGAGCACUUGUUAUUCUUACAGUUGAUUUAGCCAGUUACAGCAUCACAGACCCACAUUCUUUCAAAGACCAGAUUUGGUUCUGGAUAAACAACAUACAGUUACGUGUGCCAGAUGCGGUGGUGAUGCUUGUGGGAACACACUGUGAUCAGUGCAGAGACCUGGACGAGGUCAUGGAGAAGAAGAAGGACAUUGAGGAGAAGGUUAACACAAUGCUGGCAAACAGAAAGAUAGUUUUAAAAUACCAGAAGAAAAAUCUGGAAGAAAACGCAGACCCCUGUCUCUACAUGGACCAAGUGGAUGAGCUUGAUUGCCUUUUAGACUACAAUUUGAAGGUGCUGGAUCUUCUAACCCUUGACUGCACAAAGACUGAGGAUAUUGUAAGAUUCAGAAGUCUUAUUUUGAAAUGUAUCCAAUCAGAGAGCGUUUUCCUGUGUUCUGAGAGCAUCUUACCACAAAGUUAUGAAGAAGUGGAACAAGCCAUCCAUAUACUUGCUACACUAGAACAAAUCCCUCAACAUGGUAUUAUUCUACUUGAAGAACUUAGCGAUUUGAUUCUAAGCCAUGUAACACAAAGCAGAGAGCAUCUCCACUCCAUACUGCGAUUCCUCUUGCGAUAUUUGCACAGAAUCGGGGUGAUCAUUUGGUAUGAAGACAUUGACAUGCUAAGUGACAGAGUAUUUAUCCAUCCUUCGUUCCUCAUUUCCAUGUUCAAGACCAUUGUGAGACAUGAUCUGGUGCAGCAGGUUGAGGCCAUCUCCAGAGACCUUCUCAUGCGAGAAGGGGCUCUAAUGAAACAGAAGUUCAUCUGGGUGGAGGACUUGCGGUGCAGAGGCACCCUGCACAAUGCAGCUCUGCGCAUCCUGGUCCGGAGGGAGCUGGAGAAACUGGUCGAAGAUGACGACGACUUGUUCAGAGAGGUAGUGGGAACCAAGAGGGAGGAAGGCAUAAUUCUCACCCUGCUGCAACACUUUGAGGUUUGCCUCCCAACGCUUGUCAGAAGCCCCAUGAACCCCGAAGCACCAGAGUUCAUCCCAGGGGAAAAGCACUGGCAGUCAGCCAAGGAGUCUAAGAGAGACCCUGACGGAGCUUGCCUCUUCCCCAUCUAUCUGAAAGACAACCUCGCAGUAUGUCAGAAAUGGGGUGAGAACAAACAAGAUGAUGUCAGAGUGCACAUGUACUUCCUUCCUGAGAUUCCACAUGGCUUCUUCCACAGACUGGUCAUUAAGACGUGCUCUCUCUACUCGACUCACUGGGUGGGGAAGGAGCUGUGUCUCCUCUGCUGUGGAAACAGAUUGACUCUGGUGAGACAGAGGAACAAAGAUGGAGAUUCAUUCAUAGAGGUACGCUGCCGGAGACCUGAGAAGGAUAAAGAGUUUUGGCAGAUGUGGGAUCUGAUCUUGGCAGUGAUGUCAAAGAUUUUUGUGCUGUCAAGGCAGUGGCCAGGACUGACCCAGCAGGUGCACACUCCCUGUCCAGAGAGAGGCUGUCUGCAUUAUUUUACCUGGAGAGACUGGCAGGAACUGAACAACACCGACCUCUACAACCUCGUAAAGGAGGAAAAAUUAGUUUGCCAGGGAGGUCAUACACGACGGGCGGAACUGAUUUUUCCAAAAGCUGUCACUUCACAGUGAUGAAUGUAACCUCAAAGGAAACAAACAGCACCACAACUUUGCAACUUCAUCAACAC
This is a messenger RNA of Archocentrus centrarchus (flier cichlid), 2569 nucleotides long. RefSeq names its product malignant fibrous histiocytoma-amplified sequence 1. The transcript has 10 exons. Gene Ontology annotation, cellular component: cytoplasm. The record is from RefSeq and is a predicted model, not a curated record. Bases 27 to 2513 code for a protein of 828 amino acids. Gene Ontology annotation, molecular function: protein binding. Lineage: Eukaryota; Metazoa; Chordata; Actinopteri; Cichliformes; Cichlidae.